Mixia osmundae IAM 14324 is the source of this 510-nucleotide messenger RNA. RefSeq lists its product as uncharacterized. Bases 1 to 510 code for a protein of 169 amino acids. The transcript has 5 exons. Lineage: Eukaryota; Fungi; Basidiomycota; Mixiomycetes; Mixiales; Mixiaceae. The record is from RefSeq and is a predicted model, not a curated record.
AUGAGGAUACUUCGGACCGAGCGAGUGCAUGCAGAAUCAACGGCUAUUCGCCAAGCCUUGCACUUCGUUCGGCCUCGAGAAGUCGCUCCUCCGCUGAUUGCUGGACGAAGAAAGCGUCGCACAGAGCUCAUUGCGCCUAGCUACCGCAACGUCAAGACCGGCCUGGGCAGCGAUCUCACCACUUUUGGGAGCUUCGUCCCACAAGACUGCGACAGUGACUGCGCGGCCCUCUAUGACGCUGUCAACAGCUGCUCGAACGGCAACCUGCUCGACCCGACCUGCUUCUGCCCUAAUGACGGCUCGUUGCAGGACUGCUAUUCUUGCGUCGCGGACUCCAGUAGCCUAAACAGCGACGACCAAGACAGAGCAAAUUCGGCCUAUGAAAAUGUUCUCUCGGACUGCGAUUCCUCUGACACCUCACUUUCUCCACUGAUCGACGGAGCAUCUCAACUCGGCAUCAGUGGCCUCUUACUCGCCGUGGCUGCUUUGAGCGCGAUCUAUGCUCUGUAG